CAUCAUUUCCUGUUUUACUACAAUGGCGGAAAAUAGUGCUAGCGAAGCUGGCUUUAUUUCAAGAGUAUUUUCUGAACUCUUUGGAAGUCCUUUGAAUGUUGGACUGCUAUGUAUUUGCGCGUUUUUGUUAUAUAAAAUAUUUAAAGGCAGGGGUAGCAGCGAUCCAAUUCCAAAAAAGCCAGAAUUACCAAAGAUGAAGAAGAGAGAUUUCACCUUAGAGCAGCUUCGUGAAUUCGAUGGAAAAGGACCAGAGGGGAGGAUUUUAAUAGCUGUCAAUGGAAAGGUUUUCGAUGUUACCCGUGGGAAAAGGUUUUAUGGACCAGGUUCUCCAUAUGGUGUUUUUGCUGGACGGGAUGCCUCCAGAGGAUUGGCAACCUUCUCAUUAACAGAGGAUGUAUUAAAAGAUGAAUAUGAUGACCUCUCUGACUUAACCAGCAUGCAGAUGGAAAGUGUUCGGGAAUGGGAGAUGCAGUUCACAGAGAAGUACGAUUAUGUUGGUCAGCUCUUGAAGCCAGGGGAAGUUCCGCAUGAUUACACAGACACAGAGGAUGAGAAUCCAGAGAAAUCAGAAAAGUCAGAGGCAGAAAAGAAGACGGAUUGAGAAGCAAAGUAUAGCACCCAAUGCCGUCUUAACUUUGGCUCAGCUUGUUUACUGCAGCAUGUGAUUUUUUUCUGAUACAUAUUCUUGUUACCUUGUGUUAUAUGUGCUUUUGUAUGCAGAACUCUCACAAGGUAACUGUAGCUGAACCUACUUGUAUUAAACUUACUGGUAAAUGUGUAGCCUAGAAUAAGAAGCACGUUGGAUUCAUAGACGAUAGGUACCAUACUUGCAGAUGUACAAUAUGUAAUCAUGUAUAUUUUAGAACAGUAUCUGUUGUUAAUAUUUAAUGUUAUUAUUAUAAAUUUUUUUUUUCCUCAAUACAUGUAUUUAUAUCAAUUCCAUAAUGUCAUUCAUUACAAGAUUCGGAAGCGUAAUGCAAAACCUGUUACUGUUAUAACCCUACAUGUAGUGGCAUGAUGUGUAUUACCGUAAUUGUGUCACGUUGGCACAUAGGAACUGAUCUCACGGUGCUAAAUAAACUGUUGGUUCUUGUCAAGCACAUAUUGUCAAAUACUAAUGAAAAAAUUAUCAUGUGAAUGCAGAAUUGGGAUUUUUUAGGUCAUGGUCAAUUUAGAGGAAGAAAGCAAAAUAGGAUCUUGAUAAAUAAUUAGAGAAUAGACCCAAUCAAACCCUAGUUACUAUGGUUAGUAUUAAAUAGGGAAUAUUGUUUUAACAUUUUUUACUGGUAGUUGGUUUUAAAAUUGGUCAGGCAAACUUUUCCUUCAAAAAGCAUCUGUCAUACAUUAUUUUGGGAAACAAUAUUUUUAAAUGGUUAAUUUGUCAAUAAAAAUUAUUCGGGUUUGGAAAACAAACAGAGAAAUGUACUGGUAUGUCAUACAUGUAAGUACAUUUUAGAUGUGCUCCAUUUUUUGUUUGUUUUUAAUAAAUGUACAUAUAAAAUAACUUUUUAACAAUAUAGAUAUAUAUAUACACCAAGCAAUAGCACCAACCAUCACUUCAUCUGAUAUGUCCACCAGGACUGUCCAACAUCAUUUCACCUGGUCAUUUUGUAUUUGUGUCAAACACUUGAGAUUUUUAGCCCACUCUCUUCUGCUAAAAUGAAUAUGCUGUUAUUUGUUUUUCCUAAUGGAUCCUGGUUUACAAAAUAUUUUUAAAAAUUUUGAAUCCUGAUAAAAUAAAUAUGUACUAUGUACAUCAUAUAAUGAGAAAUAAGUAGAAAACUUUUACGUUCAUGUAUUCCGUUUGGAUUUUACGUGUAAAAUUCUUCAACUUUGAGUGAUUAUUUGUAUACUAGUAUUUAUGGACAUAAUUAUGGUACAUGUACUUCCAAUUCAGUUCUAGUCAGAUAAAAUAGUGGUAUACAAGUACUAAAAAUUGUUGAUGAUGUGGAAGAUAAUUCUUCUUUUAUUUAUACUGGGGUUUAAGCCAAAACAGUCAUGUGUACAUUUGUUUCAAUGUUAAUAAUUAAUAAGUGCUUUUGUUCAAAGAGGACCAUGAAUAUAAAGUUAACAAGGUUGAGAAUAAAGAACAGAAAUUUCAUGGAUGUUUAUACAGUUAAACCUUGUUUUCUUGUAAUCAGUGGGACCUAGCAUUUUUUUUAAAACAUAUCCAAGAAUUCUAGAUAAAGAAGUUAAAAUUAGAUUAAAAGAAAGAGUUCCAUCUUGUUAGGCAUAUGGUACAGGGUGUUCAAGAUAUUGAAUUUUAAUGUUCUUUUCUGUUCAAAGUAAGGUAGAAAACUAUAUUGCAUGAUCUUGAUGUUUAUAUUAUAAUCUAAUUAACUUAAUUUUUUUGUUACUGUAGUAUAAACCCAUCCCUCAUUUCUUCCAUGUACAAGUGUAUCUUUAUACUGUAUCUGUUUUUACUAAAAAUAUAUGAAUGGAGACAAAAUAAUUUUUAUGUAGGCAUUUUUAUCAUUAAAAAGCCCUUUUUCAAUUUGCCAAAGACAUAUUUUGAUUAACUUGGAUAACUAAUACAUUAUUUUUAUAGAUUUGAAAUGAUUAAUAUUAAGAUUGAGCAAACUUUAAGUUUCAGCCAAUCAGCGAGUUACUUUGUAAUGAUAUCAGGGUCCAAUCAAUACCAAACCAUACUUGAAGGUGAAAAUGAAAAUAAUACACACAUAUAAUUAUGCAUAUGCGUAUAUGACUUAUUCAUUUAUCAAAUUAUCAAUUAUUAUAACUACAAGUAUAUUUAUAUUAUUCUGUUAUUAAAUAUGAUAAGUUUGUUUGCAAUUUCAACACUUUAAAAAUUUUUGACAAACCAAAUCUAAGUGUAUAGCUGUAUGAUUUACCUACAUGCCUUUUUCAAAGUUGUUGCUUCACUUUUACUGAGUCUUAAUAUGAUGAUUAGGUUCGUUUACAAGAAUUUUCAGCUUUUUGCCAUAUGUUAUUUAUCAAAGAAUGUUACUUUUUUUUUUAAAGUGAAUUUGUACAGUCCAGUAAUGAUUUUCUCUUUAUUUGUUUUUCUUGAUUGAUGAUUACCAUCCAGUCAAAUGAACAUUGUAUUUAACAUUUGAUUGUGUUCAAUAAAAUUUAUUUUUGAUUAAAACAUU
Molecule: messenger RNA, 3110 nt
Organism: Magallana angulata
Lineage: Eukaryota; Metazoa; Mollusca; Bivalvia; Ostreida; Ostreidae
Product: membrane-associated progesterone receptor component 1-like
Exons: 3
Coding region: 23-601 (192 amino acids)
Cellular component (GO): membrane; endomembrane system
Source: RefSeq, a predicted model, not a curated record